Messenger RNA from Chrysoperla carnea, 4485 nucleotides. RefSeq names its product DNA-directed RNA polymerase III subunit RPC1 (gene Polr3A). Gene Ontology annotation, molecular function: DNA-directed RNA polymerase activity; DNA binding. The record is from RefSeq and is a predicted model, not a curated record. Bases 101 to 4483 code for a protein of 1460 amino acids. NCBI's taxonomy places the organism in Eukaryota, Metazoa, Arthropoda, Insecta, Neuroptera, Chrysopidae. Gene Ontology annotation, biological process: DNA-templated transcription. The transcript has 22 exons.
CCCUGUAUUAACCAUUAACCUAUCAUUUGAAAACAUUCAUGCCGUAAUAUAAAUAACCUUAAUAAAAUCUGUAUAAUUAAUCUUUUUUUAUAAUAUUAUAAUGCCGAAAGAGCAAUAUCGAAACACCGAUGUAGCUCGAAAAAUAUCUAGAAUUACAUUUGGAGUUGAGAGCCCCCAAUCCAUGCAACAGAAUGCACAUUUACAAGUAGUGGCAAAAAAUCUUUACAAUCAAGAUGGGCAACGUACCCCAGUUCCGUAUGGAGUACUUGAUAGGCGAAUGGGAACCAGUCAAAAAGAUGCAAAAUGUCAAACAUGUGAUAAAGAUUUGAAAGAAUGUAUCGGACACUUUGGGUAUAUCGAUUUGGAAUUACCAGUAUUCCAUGUCGGAUACUUUGGAAGUAUAUUAACCAUCCUUCAAACAAUAUGCAAAAAAUGCUCACAUGUACUUCUCAAACCAGAAGAAAAGGUAGCACUACGUUUGAAAAUCGAAAAUCCAGAUUUAUCAUAUAUUUUAAAAAAAGUACUACGAAAGAAAAUUUUAAUGAAAGCGAAAAAAACAAAUACAUGCCCGAAUUGUAAAGAAACAAAUGGUGUUGUAAAAAAAGUUACUGCUUCAAUGAAAGUGGGUGUUAGCGGUGGUUCAGUACUUAAAAUUGUACAUGAAAAAUUUCGUAGUAAAAAAGACAACGUUAUUAAACAACAACUAGACGAGUUUAAUUUAGCAGUUGAUUUAAAUUCGGAAUUAAAGAAUGCUUUAUCAACAGGAUUAAUGCAUAUUCUAACUCCAGUUGAGGUGUUAAAAUUAUUUGAGUUAAUACCAAGCUCCGACAUUCCAUUGUUACUUAUGGAUACAACUAGAGCUCAUCCAAAAGAUUUAAUAUUAACACGUAUGGUGGUUCCACCCGCUUGUAUCCGACCAUCGGUCGUUACACCUCUUAAAGCUGGAACAAAUGAAGAUGAUUUAACAAUGAAACAAUCUGAAAUAGUCUUUAUAAAUGAUGUUAUUCGAAAGCAUAAACUAUCUGGUGCUUCGAUUACCAUGUUCCAAGAAGGUUGGGAUUUCUUACAAUUGCAAACAGCCUUGUACAUUAACAGUGAAUUAUCUGGUAUUCCACAAGCAAUGAUGCCAAAAAAACCAGGUCGUGGUCUAGUACAACGUUUAAAAGGAAAACAAGGUCGUUUUCGUGGAAAUUUAUCUGGAAAGCGUGUUGAUUUUUCAGCACGUACUGUUAUAUCACCAGACCCAAAUUUAGAAAUCGAUCAAGUUGGUGUUCCGGUUCAUGUUGCGAAAAUUUUAACAUUUCCUGAACGUAUUAAUAAAUCAAAUUUAGCUUUAAUGAAAGAACUUGUUAUCAAUGGACCUAAUGUUUGGCCUGGAGCUAACUAUGUACAACAGAAAAAUUCACCGUUUAAAAAAUUUUUGAAAUAUGGUGACCGUAACCGUUUAGCACAAGAACUGAAGCUUGGCGAUAUGGUUGAACGGCAUUUACGCGAUAAAGACGUUGUUUUGUUUAAUCGACAACCAAGCUUACAUAAGUUAUCUAUAAUGGCCCAUCACGUUAAAGUUCAUCAACAUCGAACGUUCCGUUUUAAUGAAAGUGUUUGCAAUCCUUAUAAUGCAGAUUUCGAUGGUGACGAAAUGAAUUUACAUUUACCCCAAACUGAAGAAGCCAAAGCUGAAGCUCUAAUAUUAAUGGGGAACAAAUCUAAUUUAGUGACACCGCGGAAUGGAGAACUUUUAAUCGCUCCAACUCAAGAUUUUUUAACAGGAUCUUAUCUUCUAACUAAAAAAGACAAUUUUUUAACACAUAUGCAAGCAUGUCAACUGGCAGCAACGUUAUUAGCUGGAGCUGAUACACAUCAACAUAUUGAUCUUCCUCCACCUUGUAUUCGAAAGCCUAGAGUAAUGUGGACUGGUAAACAGAUAUUUAGCCUUAUAUUUCGACCAAAUAAUAAGUGUCCCGUUAAAGCAAAUCUUUUUUCUAAGGGAAAAUCUUAUACAAAAAAUCAAGAAUUUUGUGUUAAAGAUGGUUUUGUUUUAAUUCGAAAUUCGGAAUUACUCGCUGGGACUGUAGAUAAAAGCCAUUUAGGUUCAGGUGGUAAAGGUGGAAAUAUUUUUUAUAUUAUUUUACGUGAUUUUGGACAAGAAUAUGCAAUUAAAUCUAUGUGGCGAUGCGGUCGUCUUGCGUCAGCUUAUCUUAUGAACAAUGGCUUUAGUAUCGGUAUCGUGGAUGUUACUCCAAGUGUAAUUCUAGAAAGAGAUAAAAGCAUGCUCGUAGAACAAGGGUAUGCAAAAUGUGAUGAAAUGAUUCGAGAAUUACAAGAAAAUAAAUUACAAUGUCAACCUGGAUGUACUCCCGAGAUGACUCUAGAAAAUCAAAUAUUAAGUGAAUUAUCUGUAAUUCGUGAUCGUGCUGGUCAAGCUUGUAUUAAUCAACUCGAUCCAACAAAUGGACCAUUGAUUAUGGCGUUAAGUGGAUCAAAAGGAUCUGUUAUUAAUAUUUCACAAAUGAUUGCCUGUGUGGGACAACAAGCCUUGAAUGGAAAACGUGUACCAAAUGGUUUUGAAGAUAGAUCCUUACCACAUUUUCAUCGUCAUUCAAAAACUCCAGCUGCUAAAGGAUUCGUACGUAAUAGUUUUUAUUCUGGAUUAACAAUGACUGAAUUUUUCUUCCAUACAAUGGGUGGUCGAGAAGGUUUAGUAGAUACUGCUGUAAAAACUGCAGAAACGGGAUACAUGCAACGGCGAUUAGUUAAAUCUCUAGAAGAUUUGGUAGUUCAUUAUGAUAAAACAGUACGAAAUGCAGAAGGUGAUAUUGUACAAUUUGCAUAUGGUUGUGAUGGAUUAGAUCCAACUUACAUGGAAGGAAAUGAUUGCCCGGUAGAUUUUUCCCGAGUAUUAGAUCAUGUUAAAGCUUGUUAUUCUUACCGUAAUGAAAAACCUUUACUUGGUGUUCGUGUUAAAAAACUAGCUGAUUAUAUGCUGGGCCCUUUUAAUGAAGAAGAUGAUGCAUCUUCAACAAAACAAAAACGCGAGUGGAUCAGUAGAGUGGAUGGCAAAAAAUCAACAGUUGUUCAAAAACCUGAAGUAAAAGUAAAGAAAAGUGUGGAAGAUAUCCCAAAAGAUUUAUCAAAAACAUUAUCAAAAAGUGAUAAAACAAAAAUUAAAGAGGCGAAAGAAACUAUUAGUGAAUGUGUUCAUGAUUUUAGGAAACAGUUACGUUACUUUAUGUAUCAAGUAGCAGAUAAAAUUGAUAAUGUUGAAGAUAAAUACCAAAGUACUAAUGUAACUGCAAAAGAAAUUGAAAGACUUACUUUAGGUCAAUUAAUUGAAUUUUUAAAAAUAUGCAGUUUGAAGUAUAUUCAUUCAAUGGUUGAGCCAGGGACAGCUGUUGGAGCAUUAGCUGCUCAAAGUAUUGGAGAACCAGGAACUCAAAUGACAUUAAAAACUUUUCACUUUGCUGGUGUUGCUGCUAUGAAUAUUACUCAAGGUGUACCACGUAUUAAAGAAAUUAUGAAUGCUAGUCAAAAAAUAAUGACUCCUAUCAUCAUAGCGGAACUUCAAGAUCCUUACGAUCAGGAAUUUGCUCGACGUGUUAAGGGUCGUUUAGAAAAAACUACUGUAGGGGAGGUUUCGUCAUACAUUGAAGAAGUUUACACACCCAGUGAGUGUUUCUUAAUUAUUAAAUUGGAUUUGGACAGAAUACGUUUAUUAAAAUUAGAAGUCAAUGCUGAUUCGAUCCGUUACAGUUUAUGCACGUCCAAAUUAAAAUUAAAACCAUCGCAAGUAGAAGUAAAAAGUGAAUCAAUUAUUAUAGUUUAUCCAAACUGUGCAAAAGGAACCAGUAAAUUGAAUUUUGCUUUGUUAUCAUUAAAAAUAGCCAUUCCACAAGUAAUUAUCAAAGGUGUAAAAAGUAUAAAUCGUGCUGUAAUCGAGCAUACAAAAGUUGAUGGGAAACCAGGAUAUCGUUUAGUGGUUGAAGGUGAUAAUUUACGAGAAGUGAUGGCAACAUAUGGUGUAAAAGGAACGCAUACUACAUCAAAUAACACGUUUGAAGUAUAUACAACUUUAGGAAUUGAAGCUGCACGUAUUACUAUCAUGAAUGAAAUCGAUAGUGUUAUGAAGGGUCAUGGUAUGAGUGUCGAUUAUCGUCAUAUCAUGUUGUUGGCAGCACAAAUGACUCAUACGGGUGAAGUUUGUGGAAUUACUCGACACGGACUUGCAAAAAUGAAACAAUCUGUUUUAAAUUUAGCUUCGUUCGAAAAAACAGCUGACCAUUUAUUCGAUGCAGCAUAUUACGGACAAGCAGACAAAAUUAAUGGUGUAUCGGAAAGUAUUAUUGCGGGUCAACCAGCACCUAUUGGUACAGGAAUUUUUGGUUUAUUACAUAAACCACAAAAUGUAGAAACGCCAUCAGAUGUUCGACUUUUAUUUGAUGAUGCUUUGAGCAGUGAUCUUACAACCGAAGAUCAAAGUCUCUAAAA